Messenger RNA from Piliocolobus tephrosceles (Ugandan red Colobus), 1269 nucleotides. It is a transcript of the gene PROKR2, whose product is annotated as prokineticin receptor 2. Gene Ontology annotation, cellular component: plasma membrane. Lineage: Eukaryota; Metazoa; Chordata; Mammalia; Primates; Cercopithecidae. Gene Ontology annotation, biological process: neuropeptide signaling pathway. Gene Ontology annotation, molecular function: neuropeptide Y receptor activity. The record is from RefSeq and is a predicted model, not a curated record. The transcript has 2 exons. Bases 39 to 1193 code for a protein of 384 amino acids.
CGCACCUCCCUCACACUGCUUUUCUUGCGGACAUCACCAUGGCAGCCCAGAAUGGAAACACCAGUUUUGCACCCAACUUUAAUCCACCCCAAGACCAUACCUCCUCCGUCUCCUUUAACUUCAGUUAUGGUGAUUAUGACCUCCCUAUGGAUGAGGAUGAGGACAUGACCAAGACCAGGACCUUCUUCGCAGCCAAGAUCGUCAUUGGCAUUGCACUGGCAGGCAUCAUGCUGGUCUGCGGCAUUGGUAACUUUGUCUUUAUCGCUGCCCUCACCCGCUAUAAGAAGUUGCGCAACCUCACCAAUCUGCUCAUUGCCAACCUGGCCAUCUCUGACUUCCUGGUGGCCAUCAUCUGCUGCCCCUUUGAGAUGGACUAUUACGUGGUACGGCAGCUCUCUUGGGAGCAUGGCCACGUGCUCUGUGCCUCCGUCAACUACCUGCGCACCGUCUCCCUCUACGUCUCCACCAAUGCCUUGCUGGCCAUCGCCAUUGACAGAUAUCUUGCCAUCGUUCACCCCCUGAAACCACGGAUGAAUUAUCAAACGGCCUCUUUCCUGAUCGCCUUGGUCUGGAUGGUGUCCAUUCUCAUUGCCAUCCCAUCAGCCUACUUUGCAACAGAAACCGUCCUCUUUAUUGUCAAGAGCCAGGAGAAGAUCUUCUGUGGCCAGAUCUGGCCCGUGGAUCAGCAGCUCUACUACAAGUCCUACUUCCUCUUCAUCUUUGGCGUUGAGUUUGUGGGCCCCGUGGUCACCAUGACCCUGUGCUACGCCAGGAUCUCCCGGGAGCUCUGGUUCAAGGCAGUCCCUGGGUUCCAGACGGAGCAGAUUCGCAAGCGGCUGCGCUGCCGCAGGAAGACGGUCCUGGUGCUCAUGUGCAUCCUCACAGCCUAUGUGCUGUGCUGGGCACCCUUCUACGGUUUCACCAUCGUUCGUGACUUCUUCCCCACCGUGUUCGUGAAGGAAAAGCACUACCUCACCGCCUUCUAUGUGGUUGAGUGCAUCGCCAUGAGCAACAGCAUGAUCAACACCGUGUGCUUUGUGACGGUCAAGAACAACACCAUGAAGUACUUCAAGAAGAUGAUGCUGCUGCACUGGCGUCCCUCCCAGCGGGGGAGCAAGUCCAGUGCCGAGCUUGACCUCAGAACCAACGGGGUGCCCGCCACAGAAGAGGUGGACUGUAUCAGGCUGAAGUGACCCCCUGGUGUCACACAAUAGAAAACCCCAGUCCAGUACUCAAAGCAUCACCUUCCAUCAACCAAGUUCAUAGGCU